Messenger RNA from Gamsiella multidivaricata, 799 nucleotides. RefSeq lists its product as uncharacterized. The transcript has a single exon. Lineage: Eukaryota; Fungi; Mortierellomycota; Mortierellomycetes; Mortierellales; Mortierellaceae. The record is from RefSeq and is a predicted model, not a curated record. Bases 157 to 558 code for a protein of 133 amino acids.
GAUUGCUGACCCGCCUCUACUCCUCUUUUACACUAUGAUUGUUUUCUUGCUACUGAACAGAAGCUCAACUGAAUCUCAUCUGUAAUUCAGUCCUGAUCGACAAAGUGAUCUGCAAGACCGAAAUUCACCGUCCCUUCCGUAUUUCCGAGUCCGAGGAUGGCCAGACAUCUGCUCAGGCGUCAUUUGAUGCCCUCAGUAACGGCGGUACUGGCAGCUCCAUCUCCCGGGUAUUCAUCAAAAUGGGAACCCCUUGCUCCAAUAAGCCGUCAAAGCCAGUCAUUUGGCCCAUUGACGAGAUACUUGCCAGUGAUAGCUAUCGGCUCUCCGACGAGGGCGCUCUUGUCGAGGGCCCUGGCAAUACCAACAUUUGGUUCAAGAAGAAGCACCGCAUGCAUGACGGACACAGCAAGUCCUAUGUACAUGGCAAGCACGGAAAGCACCGCAAAUAUGGGAAGCAUCGCAGGCGCAGAAAGGAUCACAGGCACAGCAAGCAUGGAAAGCAUUAUAGACACGGCAAACAAAACAAGCACCACAUCACGAACAAGCGCCCUUGGCUAGGGCUCUGCGCAGCCAAGGGAAAGUUCUGCGGCAGUAAUAUCUUUGGUUGUAUGUUCGGGGCCACGGCGCUUUACAGGUGUGAUGCUGUUGGGAAGAAACCUGAGAUCCUCAAGUCCGAUGCUGAGAUCUGCGGAGGUUCCGGUGGAAAUCUUGCUUGCAAAUGUGGUGGGUCCUUCUGGCCCGUAUGCGGAUCCCAGCUCUCAGCUGAGUGUAAAGCCGAUCCUACCGCCAUUUAUCACUG